Daphnia carinata is the source of this 1146-nucleotide messenger RNA. RefSeq lists its product as uncharacterized. The coding region runs from base 91 to 516 and encodes 141 amino acids. The transcript has 3 exons. The record is from RefSeq and is a predicted model, not a curated record. NCBI's taxonomy places the organism in Eukaryota, Metazoa, Arthropoda, Branchiopoda, Diplostraca, Daphniidae.
GUCCACCUUUACGGUUGCCUAUUUUUUUUGCCCACACAACAAAGUAGGAAAUAACAAACAACCAGGAAAUAUUCAAAGUGACGCGAGAAAAUGUCAUUCAACGGCCACUGGAUUUCAUCCAACGCUAAUUUCAUCCCGCCCGUCGCUCAAGUCCAUCGCCAAUAUCUGCAUCAUCAACAGGAGCAGGGAACUCUUCACAUUCCUCGUCCUGUUCUCACUAUCGUACAAAUGCCUGGGGAACAACAUAGCUUGGAUAGCAUCAAUUUGCCGCCUACACCACCGUCGUCAUCGUCUAGCAAUGAGCUGACAAUGUCCGUCUCAAGCAGCUACAUUUACGAUCGCUGCGGCACGCCGACGAGAUUCACCUUAUUGGGAGAGUCGGGAGCUAUUACUCGGAAAAACCGAACUACACCCACCACUUGUCAACUGUCCCUCACGUUUUGUACUCUGGCCCUUUUGGCCUUGGUCGGCAUGAUCGUCUACAUGGAAGUCUACAUGAACGAACGCCGAGUCUAAAUGCUUUACCUCAAUGUCGGAGAGGGUCUGAGUCCAUCGGUAGUUGGGCAUAUCGCAACCAUUGCCGGCAUUGGGUUUGAGUUUGCCAGCGUCCUGUGGAUCCUCCUCUUCUUCAUCCUUUUUUGUGGUGUCAACGUCCUUUGUGGCUGCUUUAGCCACCACCGUCGACGAUUCCUUUUGCUUUUGUUGUUGCAUCAUCUCAGCGGCUUCUUCAUCCGUCAAUUCUCUGAUUUUCGGCUCGAGAGCUUCACGUUUUUCCUGCUCUUCCAAUUGUUUCUGCUCUUUUUCUCUACGUUCCUUGAUUUUUCUUUCCCGUUCCUCGACUUCGGCUCGUUUUUUGGCUGUUUCCUGGUCUGCCUUUACCCUAUAUUUGUUAAACUUCUCCAUCAGCAGCUGGAGCAACAAGAAAGUGAUCAUCAGUUCUCGACAAAAAGAAUAGAAAACAUUUAAAAUUCAGCAAGAGACCAAAUCAUGCUAUGUCAGAAUAAAUGCUAUUAAUAUUUAUUGCCUGUGUUUUGCUGCCUUCAGACAUACUUGUACGACAUGUUUUCAUGAAUUCUGUCUCUCGGUUUCUCUUUUGAGUUGUUACCCUGAAAAUACAUGUUCGGCCUAGUGGGGCAACGUCAGUCA